Aspergillus pseudonomiae is the source of this 1375-nucleotide messenger RNA. Its product is annotated as RmlC-like cupin domain-containing protein. The transcript has a single exon. The record is from RefSeq and is a predicted model, not a curated record. NCBI's taxonomy places the organism in Eukaryota, Fungi, Ascomycota, Eurotiomycetes, Eurotiales, Aspergillaceae. Bases 1 to 1188 code for a protein of 395 amino acids.
AUGAGGAGCCCGUUCAUACCAUGGAUGCUAUCCAUUCUCUUACUCACCCCCUUUGCUGCCACAGACGGCGUUCCGUCAAAUAAAAGCAUCAUCGUUGAUACGGCACCCAAUUUUGUGCGUCCAUAUGUUCUUCCUAAAUACAAGGGUGACGCGAUCAAACUCACCUCCUCCCAAACAAUCCGCUUCUCCAUCACUGCCAACUCGUCUGACGGUGCCUUUUCCUUGUUGCAACAUAACGGCAAAGCUUCAGGCUGGUUGUCAGCCCGGCCGCACACUCAUGGCUUGACGCAUGAGCAUCUCUACUGCACGCGUGGGCGUUGUCAGCUCUGGGGACAGAAGAAUGUCACUAUUUCCAGCCACGAGGCCCGCGUCGCGACACCAGGGGAUUACGGCAAUAUCCCUCCAGGGUCCAUCCACACCUUCCAGCUGGUGGAUCCCGACUCACAACUGACGCAUGUCUUCCAUCCUGGCGGUUUCGAAAAACUCUUCAAUGUCUUCAGUCAAGGGGACCACGAUACCGACGGGAUCAGCUCACCCUACGUUCCCAUUCCAGAUGACCCCUCGCCGUUCGGACCAAUGACACCCCAAGAAUACAACCGCCUCGUCUCCUUGGACCUGUAUGCAGCACCAGAGGAGGAGUAUAUCCCACGGCGCGACUUUGUGAAUGGCACCGCUGGUGACGCCAAGCAGCCCUGGCAUGAUGGGCCCAACACCCCACCCAACGACCCAACAACUCCAUACUUUGUGGCCAAGGAUUACGGCCCAAAAUAUCUCAACACCGACAUUGGAUACAAGGUCAUCCAGCCACUUGCGGCCCCCGCGCAAACAGACGGGAACUUUACCAUGGGAACUAUUAUCAUGUCAAGUAAGUUGGCGAAUGAGUCGGUCUCGACGGCGACAUUACCGCACCAUUUUGCGCUCCAAAUGGAGGAGGGACAGCUUGCUUUGCAGGUACAGGGUUACGAGCGGGUACUUUUACUGCAUGGUGAUGUCGCGUUUGUCCCCGCCGGUGUGUCAUUUUCAUACUAUGCCACGGUGCCCUAUACCAAGUUUAUGUAUAUGAAUGCGGGUGAUAAGGGGUUGGACUACCAGUUACUGAGGAGGAGUGUGCCCUGGGCAUUUCCAGCAUAUCCAGUAUAUCCUGGGUUUAGGGCUAACAGUACUGGCAUGAAACCGACCCAACUGUGAUUACUGUUGUUGGCAACACACUGUACGUCGUCCUCGGAGCCGUCUAUGAGCUGCAAAUAUUCAUGGAAGGCCAUGAACGUGGACAGGGGCAUACCUACUAGGCGAUAUUCCUUCUGUAACUACAAUUAGAAGACUACAUAUCGAAACUCAUAGAAGAUCAGCAAAUACCUCGCAAGGCUCCAUGUAG